This is a messenger RNA of Gloeophyllum trabeum ATCC 11539, 1270 nucleotides long. RefSeq lists its product as uncharacterized. Bases 1 to 1251 code for a protein of 416 amino acids. The record is from RefSeq and is a predicted model, not a curated record. Lineage: Eukaryota; Fungi; Basidiomycota; Agaricomycetes; Gloeophyllales; Gloeophyllaceae. The transcript has a single exon.
AUGUCAUCGACCGCAGAUCCCGGGUGGUGGAAAAGGCCACGAACUAUCGUGCUACCGGUUCUCCCACCCGAGCUUUGGAUAGAAAUAUUCGAGUUCGCGACGUACGUCCCCGGAGCCGUACAAUCCCAGUCAUACAACCCCUUCGAAACCAUUGUUCCUCUUCCGCAACUAGAAGAACUUCGUUCUCUCAAGAUUGCCUACAGAACGAAGCGAUCUCUGGUUCUCGUAUGCAAGCGUUGGCGAGAGCUCGCGACUCCGAUCCUGUAUCGGAUCGUUCUUGCGGAUCACACCAAGGGCGUCGAACGCCUGCACCGAACCCUUGUAUCCGACUUCCAAUCCAGCAGUGUUGUCGGUUCUCUGCGGGCAUGUGUUCGCAGACUGGUCUGCGUCACUUUAAGCUCGGGCGUGCCAUUUGACCUACUGGCAGAAAUCAUCCGCUCGAUCCCUACCCUCGUUAUAUUCAAUUUAUGGCCGGCCAAGUACCGCGGAAUAAAUCUCGUCAUACCAGAGAACAUACGGCUGUCCUUGGCAACACAGGGCGAGUCCCUUCGUGUCCUUGACUGGGCUCCCGGUUAUGUUGAUGCAGCUGCUCUACAUGAGUGGAGGCAAAUGGUAUCGUCUCUGCCUGGCCUGAGGAUCCUAAGGUAUUGGCACGGUAUGGCGUUACCACCCGGUACAUCCUUUACACCAGUACGGCUCCCGAAUCUGAUCUAUUCAUCCUGGGACUCCAUCGGCCUCAGCCGUGGUCGCAAUAGCGGUCGUCUGACAGCUGAGGAUGAUUUGAGGGCUCUCCAAUCCCUUGAAUUUCGCGAUCAUCUGCCUCCAGUGCCUCCUCAUAUCGGUCAUAACAUCACUCUGCUCUCGGUGCCUGUGUCCCCGUGCGGUAUUCGAGGACAGAUCCCAGAAUUGCUUGCGAUGCUGCCCAACCUUGUCCACCUCGUCCUACGGGCGGAUGAUUGGCCCAUUAUCCCGCAGGCCCUCCCUCUCCCAAGAAUACAGAAGUUGGGGCUUGGCCGGUUCACUGGGCAGGCAUGUAAGAAUAGGGACUAUACAGUCCUCUUCGAUAAUUUAUUUUCCAUUGAUGCGCCCCAACUCCGAGUCGUCAGGUUCGUUGGCUGGGACGAGUGGUCGGCUCUUUCGCAUCGGGGGCCGCGAGUAUUGGCACGGUUUCGAGAGUUGGCUCCGUCGCGCCCAUUCAGGGUGGAAGACAGGGAGGGCAGGCUUUUGACUGACUUGUGGGGGCUCAACUAGGUAGUGGUGGGACUCCGCC